UUAGCCAGCCAAGUUAGUCUCGGCGUCUGAGAGCAGACAAGAGGCCGGUCUGGAUUAAGUUAGGACAAGACCCGCAUUUGCUUAGCUUUUCUCGGCAGUUAGUGACUUAUUUGCUUGUAUUCCGCCGCUUGGACCGCUCAGAGACUAACGCUGUGGUAAUGAGUUUGACGUCGUUAGCUUGCUAGCUAAAUUAGCCUUCUUGUAUUAGAUUGUUUACCUACAUAAAAGCCGUUGACCGCCCAGGUGCGAUCCAGACGGACGUGUCCGGUGUUUCUGUUGGCACCACGGCGGUGGCAGCAGUCCUACUCCAUGAUGGAUGAGGCCAGAGGUGGAGCUCUGCCACCAGGCCUGACCGAGGAGGAGGCUCUGGAGCUGCAGCUGGAGCUUACAAAGGUGGAUGAUGAAAUUCAGACGCUGAAGCAGGUUUUGACCGCGAAAGAGAGGCAUGCUGGGGAACUGAGGAGGAGACUGGGCAUAAGCCCUCUUUCAGAGAUAAAAAACAACAUCACCAAAGGCUGGCAUGAAGUCCAGUCCUCCAAUGCUUAUAUGAGAACCUCACAGACUCUUGGGGACUUGAAUCAUAGAGUUACGUCAUCUAACUUGUAUCUUACAGCUUCUGCCACUCUGGAGGACAUUAGCCGUUCUGACGCGUAUAAGAAGACUCAGGAGACUUUCUCCCAGGCUGGUCAGCUGACUUCAUCAGCUUUGUCCACAAUGGGCUCGGCUAUCAGAAACCGAUUUGGAGAAAUGAGGGCUUUGACUUACAAUAACUCACCUGGUAACAACUACUCCAUGCGCCACUCCUUAAGUAUGCCUGCUAUAAGGAACUCUGCAACCUUCAGAUCCUUUGAGGAUAAAAUGUCCAAGGUAGUCGGAAGUGGAGCAAACGGUGAUGAUGAACGCCCCCCGCCUGGCAACAACUCGGCCUUCUGAGCGGAAAACACAAAUGCAUCACCAGGACUGACCGCUGUGACCCAUACAACCCUGUGACCUUCACUGCACUCCACUGAGAGAUGAGCGAUGCCCCCAAAUGAACAAAUAAGGACUGUAAUGAGGUCCCAGAACGCUGUACUACUGCUACUUGUUUAGAAGACAAAGCCUUGAAAAGCCUUGUGUGUAUGUAUUAAACUCGCCCCAACCUCUCAACUGGACUGUGGCAAUGCAUAAGGGGGUGCAGCUUUUUUGGAACAAAUGUUUUGUCGAUGGUUCAGAGAAAACGUUCUGUGCACUAAUUUGUAUUUUGAAUGUGGAAAAAGGUUUUCGGAAUCAGCUCGGCUGUGAUGUUACCAGUGAAUGUAGUCAUUUGAUGCAAUUCACUCAUGUCUAGGAGCAGCAUGACCGUUCGGAGCAUCGUAAGCGCUCCUGUACACGCUGUAGAAAACAAACUAAAGCUUCCUUGGCAGUAUAAGGCGCUGUGUUGCAUAUGAUUGUUACAUUCUUAUUAUAUUGCUUAUUAAAUGCUUAUUACUCAGGGCAAAAGGUGCUACUUACUCCUUACAGUACAAUGUGACUAACCUAACGCAAAUUUUAUAGCCGUUUUCACUGCUUGGCGGUAUACAAGGUAAACCCCUCCUGAUUGAAAUUGGAUUUAUUUUGCUUAUUCGGAAACCACACUUCACUUAGCCUUAGCCCUCCUUACACUGACCGGCCACACGUUUUUAAUCUGUUACUCUAAGAAUAAAUACUAUGUUUAUAUAUGCAUCUUGUGGUACACUGAAGGAUUCUGUUAAUCGUGUAUAUAUUUUUGGUAUUUGGUUGAUAUAUUUUGUUUUUGUUUUUGUUUAUUCUGGUGAGACCGGUAAAAACAUACAGAAUUUUAGUUUUCAACUUUAAUACAAGGGCUUAGUUCACGAAGUUGACAUUGAGCUGCGAGUUGAAAAGGUUAAUAGUGGGCAGACAGCGAGUUGGUCUAAUGUGAUAAGGGAUGCUGAACUCGUACACUCGUUUGUGGUGUGGAAAGUUGAACUAAUAUAUAAAUCUUUUCCAAUAUUAGCUGCUUGUAUGAGAAUAAUGAUUAAACCUAAGAUUGUAGCCUUUCAUGAACCUGACCGCUGUGUCUGUGCUUGAGGCUCUGAAGCUGUACCAUAUUGAGGUUUUAGGGUGUUACUGAAAUGCGUAAAUAAAGGUAGAGGUGAAAUGUU
Molecule: messenger RNA, 2141 nt
Organism: Pygocentrus nattereri (red-bellied piranha)
Lineage: Eukaryota; Metazoa; Chordata; Actinopteri; Characiformes; Serrasalmidae
Gene: tpd52l2a
Product: tpd52 like 2a
Exons: 10
Coding region: 310-933 (207 amino acids)
Cellular component (GO): cytoplasm
Source: RefSeq, a predicted model, not a curated record